Drosophila subpulchrella is the source of this 3245-nucleotide messenger RNA. RefSeq names its product homeotic protein antennapedia (gene Antp). Gene Ontology annotation, cellular component: nucleus. The transcript is spliced from 7 exons. NCBI's taxonomy places the organism in Eukaryota, Metazoa, Arthropoda, Insecta, Diptera, Drosophilidae. Gene Ontology annotation, biological process: anterior/posterior pattern specification; negative regulation of transcription by RNA polymerase II. The coding region runs from base 1466 to 2611 and encodes 381 amino acids. Gene Ontology annotation, molecular function: RNA polymerase II cis-regulatory region sequence-specific DNA binding; DNA-binding transcription factor activity, RNA polymerase II-specific. The record is from RefSeq and is a predicted model, not a curated record.
AUCAACAUCACACAACAAAGCACUCGAGGACCCGUCCGUGUACCGCUGAUUUAGCCCACGUGCGACUGUGUGUGUGUGUGUGCGAGAGGGAUCCCCCAUAAGCAUAACGGUAUUCGGUAUUCGGUGCUCCGUAUUCGGUAUAGCGGCCAUAUCUUGGGGCUGUCGGAAUCGGAACUGAACUAUUCGCUCGCUCUCCGCCGUCGCGACCGCUCUCUUAUCCCAAUUGACAGCCCGCUAAGAUCAUAAAGGCCGUAAAAUAAUCAUAACAAUAAUCGUAAAAAAUUAGAACCGCAAUCAGUCGCACAUUGGCCCUCGUACGGCGCAGAUCGUCAUAAACCCCCAUGAUAUUAUAAUAAUAAACGUAAUCGUUGUCGUUAUCGUUAUCGCAUAAACACCCAACGAAAACAAAGCCAAGCACCCAGAGAAAUUGUAAUUGAAUUUCGCGCGCGUUUCUUUUUAUGAUGUUCGAGUGUCUGGCCGGUGUCUGGAUUGAUAUUCACCCACUAAUUGUGCAAUACUACUACAACUAAUGGAUCUGGGCUGACUGUGCUGCAGAGAAGAGUUCGCGUUCCAAUUGAUCAAGCCAAAUCCUACUACCUAAGUGUUUAUCUAUUCUUAAAUUCGUAUCGUGCACCGAAAACUCGAAUCUGUAGAACAACGAUUUCUAGUCCCCCGCAAAUCGAGCAAUAUCUACACACUAACAACAAACAAAAGCUAAGGCUUCCAACUCAAACCGCAACACAAAUUCAACAGAAAUAAAACGUAGACAGCCAAAAACAACAAACAAAAAACAAAAAAUCAGAAAACGAAAAACCAUAAAACGGAAAAAGAAUAAGGAGAAGAAAAAGUUUCGUUUCCACUGCGGGCAAAGUUUUUAUUUUGGCGCACGUGCAAGCUACCGUUAGCUGAGAAAUUUAAAAAGCCGACAGGAUUGAAGGAUAAGCGCACGUUAUUGGAUUUAAAAGUGCAAUUUUGGAUUAACCCAGCUGUAAAUGGUCAACAAUCGCGGACUACUUAUAUGGAUUACGGGGAUUUAGCUGCGCAUUCGUCGAAAAAGAGUUUCAAAAUCAAAAUUGAGGAAUACCAACUAGAGGAUAAGGCUACUUAAGGAUCAAAGAACACCAAGGAGAGGAGAUUUUCUACCAAAUCGAGAGACGAGGAGCAGGUUAAUUUCGUCAUUUUUGGCCAAGACAGCAAACAGAGGAACAGCAAAGCGGAAAUCAUUUUAUACCUCACACAACAACUACACACUAACUAAGAUUAGGCUACGCAACUGUACAUUGUACUUAAGUGUUCAAAGGUUAUUUAGUUUACUUUGUAUAUAAGGAAAGUAGCUAAAAGCACGGAGACAGGGAGGCAGGAGCACCACAGUCACUAGCCACUAAGCAGAGUAACAGUCACGAUCACGUUCACUCCAGGAUCAGGACUCGCGGCGGGAUCAGCUGACGCUGAGGAGGCUGCCACGAUGACGAUGAGUACAAACAACUGCGAGAGCAUGACCUCGUACUUCACCAACACGUACAUGGGGGCGGACAUGCAUCAUGGGCACUAUCCGGGCAACGGGGUCACCGACCUGGACGCCCAGCAGAUGCACCACUACAGCCAGAACGCGAAUCACCAGGGCAACAUGCCCUACCCGCGUUUCCCGCCCUACGACCGCAUGCCCUACUACAACGGCCAGGGGAUGGACCAGCAGCAGCAGCAGCAGCACCAGGUCUACUCCCGCCCGGACAGCCCCUCCAGCCAGGUGGGCGGGGUCAUGCCCCAGGCGCAGACCAACGGCCAGCUGGGGGUGCCACAGCAGCAACAGCAGCAGCAGCAACAGCCCACGCAGAACCAGCAGCAGCAGCAGGCGCAGCAGGCCCCGCAGCAGCAACUGCAGCAGCAACUGCCGCAGGUGACGCAACAGGUGACACAUCCGCAGCAGCAGCAACAGCAGCCCGUCGUCUACGCCAGCUGCAAGUUGCAGGCGGCCGUCGGCGGACUGGGCAUGGUCCCCGAGGGCGGGUCGCCCCCGCUGGUGGAUCAGAUGUCCGGCCACCACAUGAACGCCCAGAUGACGCUGCCCCACCACAUGGGCCAUCCGCAGGCGCAGUUGGGCUACACGGACGUGGGAGUUCCCGACGUGACAGAGGUCCAUCAGAACCAUCACAACAUGGGCAUGUACCAGCAACAGGCGGGGGUUCCGCCGGUGGGUGCACCACCCCAAGGAAUGAUGCACCAGGGCCAGGGUCCUCCCCAGAUGCACCAAGGACAUCCUGGCCAGCACACGCCCCCUUCCCAAAACCCGAACUCGCAGUCCUCGGGGAUGCCGUCUCCACUGUAUCCCUGGAUGCGAAGUCAGUUUGGUAAGUGUCAAGAACGCAAGCGCGGAAGGCAGACGUACACCCGGUACCAGACCCUGGAGCUGGAGAAGGAGUUCCACUUCAAUCGCUACUUGACCCGCCGGCGGAGGAUCGAGAUCGCCCACGCCCUGUGCCUCACGGAGCGCCAGAUAAAGAUUUGGUUCCAGAACCGGCGCAUGAAGUGGAAGAAGGAGAACAAGACGAAGGGCGAGCCGGGAUCCGGAGGCGAGGGCGACGAGAUUACGCCACCCAACAGUCCGCAGUAGACCGAGUCCGGCGGAGUCUCACCAGUUAAAUGAAAUUUCUAUCUAAAUACAAUUUACGUUAGUUCGGAGAGCGCAAAUGAAUUUACUUCGAUCCCAGAGGACUAUCUAUUACCUAUCCAAUCCGUUGAACUUCGCGUGAACUAAACUAAACAAAGAGCAGAGCUGAGAACUCUACCUACAACUUAGUUAAUUGUUAUUAUUUUCUACUUAUUAUUUAAUUGUACACAAAUGGCAAGUGGAGAAAGCGAAAUAAGAUAAACGUAAAGAUAACGAUUACGAUAAAGAUACAAGUAAAGCGUAAAACUCAAACAAAACCAACUCAUGUGACCUCAGAUCUAAAUAAGCUAUAUUUAACUAUAAUGCAUAUAUAUACACAUAAAUAUAUGGAUAACUAUACAUGAUACCAAGUAAAGCUAAAGGCAAGGAGUUAUAUAUAAAUAAAUAUAUAUAUGAAGCAUAUAUACUAUAUACACGAUAACAUUAGUUCUUACGCGUCAUAAGUACUGUACGAUUAACUUAUAUAUACACCCCUGCAUAAACCCUAAACCUAAAACAUAAACAUUAAACUAAAUCAAUGUUUGUAGCAAUCCUAGCGCAAAAGUAUAAAAUAAAAACAAAUUAAAAUCUAAAAAAA